Messenger RNA from Cyphellophora europaea CBS 101466, 648 nucleotides. RefSeq lists its product as uncharacterized. The coding region runs from base 1 to 648 and encodes 215 amino acids. Gene Ontology annotation, biological process: regulation of GTPase activity; endoplasmic reticulum to Golgi vesicle-mediated transport. Gene Ontology annotation, cellular component: cis-Golgi network; TRAPP complex; trans-Golgi network. Lineage: Eukaryota; Fungi; Ascomycota; Eurotiomycetes; Chaetothyriales; Cyphellophoraceae. The transcript is spliced from 2 exons. The record is from RefSeq and is a predicted model, not a curated record.
AUGGCGCAAACGACUGGCGAUGUCGGCCUUGAUCCUGCAGGAUCCUAUGUGAACAUAUCCUGCUUCGAUUUGCUCCUCAUCGAAUUGGUUCCGCUGGCCGAGCGCAUGGCACGCGAGUAUGAAGCCUCCCUCGAUCGACCAAGUUUCGCGAACAGAUCAACCAAGAAUACAAAUGCUGCCUCAACGACUGGCGGGGCAGGAACGGUCAUUGCAGGCGACGGGCAACCAGAGACAGAGCUGUUCAAGGAGACAAUGUAUUACAGGCUGGAGAGCUUGGGCUACCGAGUCGGGCUGGGAUUGAGCGAGCGCUUCUCGAGGGAUAGACCCCGGAUUACAGAUCAGCUGGAUGUUAUCAAAUUUCUUUGCAAAGACUUAUGGAUGGUGGUGUUCAAGAAGCAGAUUGACAACCUCAAGACGAAUCACAGGGGAGUGUUUGUUCUGACGGACAGCAAAUUCAGGCCAUUUUCCAGGAUGAGCAUGGUCAGCGCGGCGGAAGCCGUUCAUCGUGCGCAGCCACAUCUGAUCUUUCCUUGUGGCAUUAUUCGUGGGGCGUUAGCCAGCUUGGGCGUAACAGCGACAGUACAAGCGGAAACCCAGGACCUGCCGGCUGCAACCUUUCAAAUCAAAACGGCACAGGCCAAACCUUGA